Molecule: messenger RNA, 1509 nt
Organism: Dentiscutata erythropus
Lineage: Eukaryota; Fungi; Glomeromycota; Glomeromycetes; Diversisporales; Gigasporaceae
Source: the annotation of a GenBank genome assembly
AUGCCAUCAUACGUCGGUGCUAUCGAUCAAGGAACGACUUCUUCUCGUUUUUUAAUUUUUGAUGAAAUCGGAAAAAUUGUAGCAAUUCAUCAAAUUGAAUUCCCUCAACACUAUCCCCAUCCCGGAUGGAUUGAACAUGAUCCUAAUGACCUUUUAAACUCUGUUUCAACUUGUAUUGAUGAAGCCAUUAAUCAAUUUUUAAAAGAUAAUACUCAUUCUAUUAAAGAUCUCAAAGCUAUUGGAAUCACUAACCAACGUGAAACAUUUCUUGUUUGGGAUAAAAAUACUGGAAAACCUCUUCAUAAUGCUAUUGUUUGGUGUGAUGUUCGUACUAUUGAUUUGGUUCAUCAUUUGACUAAGCAACAUGGUGAUGAUAUAUUUAGAAAAUCUUGUGGUUUACCGAUAUCCACAUAUUUUUCGGCUAUGAAAUUAUUGUGGAUGAUUAAAAAUGUUCCUGCCGUAAAAGAUGCUCAUGACAAUGAUACUUUAUUGGUUGGAACUGUUGAUACUUGGCUUAUUUGGAAUUUAACAGGUGGAAUCAAUGGCGGUUUACAUAUCACUGACGUCACAAAUGCUUCUCGUACUAUGUUCAUGGAUAUUAAUACUUUAGAAUGGAAUCAACAAAUUCUUGAUUUCUUCAAUGUUAAAAAAUCUUGUCUUCCUAGAAUAUGCUCAUCUUCCGAAAUCUAUGGUCAUAUUAAAAUAAGAGAUAAUGAAAUUCCAAUUGCUGGAAUUUUAGGUGAUCAGCAAGCUGCUUUUGUUGGUCAAAAAUGUUUUAAAAGUGGUGAAGCUAAAAAUACUUAUGGUACUGGUUGCUUUAUGUUAUUUAACACUGGUACUACCCCUUUUUUUUCAAAAUCGGGUUUAAUCACUACCGUUGGAUACAAAUUUGGAAAUACGCCUACUGUUUAUGCUUUAGAAGGUUCUAUAGCUGUUGCUGGUUCUGCCAUUAAAUGGCUUCGUGAUAACUUAGGCAUUAUUAAUGAAACUAAAGAUGUUAAUACCCUUGCUGCUUUAACUCCGGAUACCGGUGGUGUAUAUUUUGUUACUGCUUUUUCAGGUCUUUACGCUCCUUAUUGGCGUGAUGAUGCUCGAGGAUGUAUAGUUGGAAUUACUCAAUAUACAAGAAAAGAACACAUUGCUCGUGCAACCCUUGAAGCUACUUGUUUUCAAACCCGUGCAAUUUUAGAAGCUAUGAACAAUGAUUCUGGUCAUCCUUUGACUUAUUUGAAGGUUGAUGGUGGUAUGACUUCUUCGGAUAUAUGUAUGCAAAUCCAAGCUGACAUUCUUGGAAUGGAAGUAGACCGUCCUAUGAUGAGAGAAACAACUGCAUUGGGUGCGGCUAUGGCUGCUGGUCUUGCUGUUGGUGUUUGGAAAUCUUUAAGUGAUUUAUAUAAUGUUAGUAGUGAAGAUAAUGAUGUAUUUAAACCUCAAAUUUCUUCAAAUGAUGCUUUACAGAGGUAUCAACUUUGGCAAAAAGCUGUAGAGAGAAGUUUUGGUUGGGCUUAA